Closterium sp. Yama58-4 is the source of this 10257-nucleotide messenger RNA. NCBI's taxonomy places the organism in Eukaryota, Viridiplantae, Streptophyta, Zygnematophyceae, Desmidiales, Closteriaceae. The record is from the annotation of a GenBank genome assembly.
AUGGCGUCGUCGUUCAUAUCGCAGGUGCGCUCUCCCCCCUCUCAACGAGUCACGCCGAACUCCCGCCCGUCUGCCUCUCUCCCCGCUGCCCCCCUCCCUCUGUCUGCCGCCCCUUUGCCGCCCGCCCUGGCGCAGGUGGUGCUGCGCGUGCUCCGCGCGUACAUCCGCGACGCCGACGGCGCGGCGGCGUCCGACCUGAGCGUGUCUCUGUCGGGCGGCUCCCUCACGCUCCGCAACUUCGAGCUCAACCUGCCAGGUGCGGCGUACGGAGGGGGCAGAUGCACGACGACAACCCGCCACCCCGACCCUCCCCAUCCUGCCCCUCCCUCCACUCCCCUCCCCCGGGCUCACCCCCCACCAGUCCCCCCGCACGUGCGCGUGGCGGUGCGGCGCGCGUGGGUGGGCGAGCUGCGUGUGACCAUCCCCUGGGCCGCGCUGGGCUCUCAGCCCGUGGCACUGGCGCUGCACGUCGUGCGCCUGCACGUGCAACGGGCAACGGGGGGAGAGGGGGAUGGAGGGCAGGGGACGGGCGAGGAGGAGAAGGGGAGGGGCGGCGGGAGGUGUGGGGGCGAGGAUGGUGUGAGGGAGAGCGAGGGGGGCGGUGGUGGGCAGCAGAGGAUGGGGCGAGAAGAGGGUGAGGGGGGCGACGGAGGAUGGGAGAGGGGGGGCGAUGGAGGAGGGAAGGAGGAGGAGGGCGGUGGUUGUGGUGGCAGCGACACUGACUCAGACUCAUCGCAGGGCAGCGGUGGUGGCAGCAGCAGCGAGGCGGGGCAUGUGAGGGAGGAGCUGGCGGAGCUGCUGGCGCUGGGGGGGCUGCGGGCGUUCCUGCAGCACACCGUGCUGAACGCGAGUGUGACUGUAACGGACGUGCUCCUGCAGUACUCCACGCCCUCUGCUGUGCUGUUGCUGCGCUGCGAUAAGCUCCUCCUCCACUCCACUGCACCUGACUGGACCCCUGCCUUUGUGCCACCAGAGGAAGGCGUGAGGAAAGUUCUGGAGGUUACUGGCCUGUCUGUGGACGUCGCAAGUACAUCCAGCCAAUCACACAAGGCCACGUGUCAGGCCAGCCAAGAUGCCAGCCGGAAUGCGAUGGGUGAGACAAGAGAAGCUGCUAAGAAGCUCCUGGUAUCAGCGAGCGAGGAGGGAGAAAAGGCAGCAUCGGAGAGGGACGGGGGAAUGAUGGAUGGGCGGCAGCAGAGGGGGCAGCAGGUGGGGCAGCAGAAGGGGGGGUUGUUUCACAGCAUGGGGCGCGCCAUUGGGUGGGUGCAGCAGCUGUUUGAGGACGAGGAGGAGGAGGAGAGCAGCAGCGUUGCCAUGGCAGCCACGGGACACAGUGCGUUGUCAGUGAGUCCUGCUGCAGCAGCAGCGGGUGGUGGCUUGGAGGGUGAUGAGAUCUGGGAAUGGGCCACGGGGUACGAGGCAGGAGUGCACUUUGACAUGGCAGCCACUGAUUGGUCCGUGGCUGCACUGCUAGAGGGCGCUGAGCUGUCUCUUGUAAACAGCGUGGGCGGCAGCAUGGAUGGCAGUGGCGGCAGCAUGGAUGGCAGUGGCGGCAGCAUGGAUGGCAGUGGCGGCGCAUCUGUGUGCUCCAACAGUGAGGCCCUCGACCUCAGCGCGGAGGAAUGGCACGACGCAGCCGCGCUGCCAAGCCUGGACGUGGGCCUUGCCAGCCCAGCCUGCCAACCGAAGCUAGAAUGCAGGCUCGGGGCCAUGCUGGUGGAGGCGGAGGGGCGGGGCAGGGCGGUGCAGGCAGCGAGUGUGAAGGUGGGCGCCGUGGCACUGGCUGUGGCAGUGCCUGAGCGCAGCACUUCAGGUGCCCCUUCAGGUGCCCCUUCAGGUGCAACGGUGAGCUCCAAUGUUCCAUCAGGUGGUUUGGGCCCUGCAGCAGUGGAAGUGUCUUUUCUUCGUCCUCUUCUGCGCCUGCACACACGGCAACAGGCAUGCGGGACAGGGGCAGCAGCAGCAGCAGAGGGGCGAGGGGAGGGCGCGGUGGGGUCGUAUGGGAGCCUGCAGGCGCCGCUGCUGCACUCGCUCGCCCCCCUGGGGGCUGUGCUGCCCGCACACUCUGCUGCCGCUACAAGGGGAGAGCAGCAUGCGGGUGCAGGCGGGGUGGGAAGAGGAGGGGCAGCAGGGGGUGCCGGGGGUCAUGGAGGAGGGAAGACAGGUGAGGAAGACGAAGGAGCGGGGGGGUGUGAGGAGCGGUGGAGUGUGGAGGGAGUGUGGUGGCGCGGGGUGCGAGUGGCAGAGGCGUUUGAAGCCUCGCAGGCUGCUGGGCCGCUGGGGCUCACAGCUGACGUCAGCCUCUCCCUGCACGUGGGACGCGUGGCAGUCUCCUAUUGGCCAGGCAUGUGCAGCACUGUGCUGCGGUGGUGGCAGGACGUGCAGACAUGCGGUGGUGGUGGAGGGGGGGAUGUGGGAGGGGCAGUGCAAGGGGAGGUGCGGGUUACACAAGACGAGCCCAGCGCCCCACCCGCUGCCUGCUCAACGCCGCUUGCCCCCUCUCUGUCGUCCCCAGGUGGUGCUGGGUGGUUGCAGCGGGUGGCGCGUGUGAGCAGCGCGGAGGUGGAUGUGGAGGGCGUUAGUGUGCGCUUGGGUGGUGGGGCGUGCGAGGGCAGCAGGGCGCGGGUGGCGCUGGUGGUGCAUGCACACAUGCACUCGAUUGAACAUGGUCAGCUGUGCCCCGCCACGCUGCUGCACCCCUCCUCUCUCCGCAUCGACUGCACGUGGGCUGCUGCUGCCGCCCCCUCGCCACACCCCUCCACAUCGCCAUCACCAGCACUGGCAGUUCCACCAGGGCAGCCAGGGGCGGCAGCAGCAGCGCCCUUUACUGGAUCGCCAGCAGUGGCAGGCGCCUUGCCACACGGGCCCGAAUGGGGCGGAAGGGGGGCGCUGCAUGGCAAUGCGUCUGUAACGGGAGAGGAGGGCGAGGGUGCGGUGGAAGGAACUCUGGAUGCCUUCUCUCUGCACAUCUCUCGCACUCACGCUGCUGGUCUGCUCGCCAUAGCUGCUUCUGCACUCAACGACGUGAGCUUCAGUGCUGGUGGCGCUGCUGCCAUGGCUUCAACAGCAGAGCCACAAGUCACAGCUGCAGGGUCAAGUGCACGAGAGCAAGCAUGCGCAGCCAUGCCGGCCGUGCCACCAAGCAAGCUGCACGGCCUGGCUAAGCAUGCUCGCAUGCUGGAGACUGCUGCUGAUGUCAUGUUGACCUGGAGCCACGUGGCAUCAUCAUCAUCAGCAGCAGCAGCGGAGCCUCCCCGCGACUCCCCCUGGUGCUGGCAGCACAUGCAGCAGCAGGUGGGGGCGUUCUGCCAUGUGCGGGCGUGCAGCGUGGCGCUGGCAGUGGGAUGGCGCAGCGGCCGUUCUGAGCCCGGCAUCUCCACACAGCGAGAGGCGUGGCUGCAGCAUGCGGUGGUGGCGGAGGCGCAAGGGCAGGCGCAUGGACGGCGCACAUCACUCACACUGUCCGUCGAGUCGUUAUCGGUGGAGGCACUGCAUGCUCUCAGCCUCUCCCUACAGCCGUCGCCCCCUUUGUCAGCAGCCCUAUCCGCAUCCCUGCGCCCACGCCCACCCGUGCGCGCUGCCGAGCGCCCACCCGCCACUCACACUGCGGCGCCGCAGCAUGACCGCCCUGGCAGCAGCGCUGCUGCAAGUGGUGCUCACGUCACGCUGCACUUGGGUGACGUCAUGGUGGUGGUGUGGGCGGACCCUCUUGUGCACUUGCACGCGCUGCUGGCUGCUGCCACUGCGGUGAGAGUGCAGCAGGGCGAGGUGGAGAGCGGUGCAGGCAGGUGGAAUGGAGAGGGGCGAGGAGCAGGGGCAAGUGGGAAGGGGGGAGCAGACAGGAGAGGUGGAGGGAGCGAGGAGGGAGAGGGGAACGGAGAGCUGGCAGGUGGAGGAGUAAGGGCAGCAGCACAGGUGGCGGCAGGGGUGGAAUCGAUGCAGGCAGUGGUGCAGCGGGGCAGCGUGAGCAUUGUGACAGGCCCCUUGAGAAGAGGCCAUGGCAGUGGCAGCGCGCACAGUGGGGGGUUGUGCAGUGGGGGUGAUGGGGCAGGCAUUGGGGCGAGGGGGAAGGGCAUGGGAGGGCAUGGCGUGUGGGUGGCAGUGGGGCGGGCGGGCAUGAGAGGGCUGUCUGUAUGCGCGGAUGAGAGGGGCGGUGGCAGCAAUACAGGGGGGAUGGGAGCACAGAUGUGUGAGAGGGGUGGGGAAGAGCCCCCUGUGGUGCGCGUACAGGGGGUGUGGGUGGACCUGGGCACGGCGUGCCUGCCUUGCUCGCCUGCCCCCACGCCCCUUGCCGCGGUGGACGAGAGUGAAGUCGCUGCAGGGACCACACAGGCGGACAUGUGGCUGCUUGCGAUUGGCUCAGAGGGCCUGGGUGCGCUGGUGCAGGUGGAGGGAGUGACGGUGACGAGGGGAAAGGCAGGGCCUGAGCACACGGAUGGGCCAGGCGAUGACAGUCGGGCUCUUGACCUGCUGGUGGAGCGGGUGGGCGUCACUGUGUCACGCCACCAGGCCGACACCCUCCUGCUGCUGCGCCGCCACCUCACUGCCUCCCUGCUGCCUCUGCUGCGCCCACCUGCCACCACUGCCGCGACUCAGCAAGGCAGCCGGGGCAGCCAGGGCGGCACGGAGAGAGGCAACGGCAGCAGCAGCAGGUACGGCGGUGGUGCCAGCAGCGCAGUGACACAUGUCAGCAUGCGAGUGGUAGAGUGCACGGCAGCCGUGCCCCUGUGGGCGGCAGCCAGUCCCCCGGCAGUCAGCACUGCCUUCCAUGGCGCCCACACGGCCCUCCAUGCCUCCUCGCACCUCCACGCCACCAUUUCAGACUGCCUCCUCUCUGCCUCUUCAGCCCCGCUCCUGCCGCCCACAAGCAAUUCGCGCCCUGGUUGUUCCUCUUGUGCAGCAGCAGCACCCGCGGUGGCGCAUGGCAGGGUGGGCCGAGUGGCAGUGGAGGUGGCGAGGGCGGGAAGGCGCCAGGCAGGUGCGCGGGUGGGAGCGACAGGGCUUGCCCCCGCAGGGCCGGCGGAGCAGCGCUUCACUCUGCUCGCCCUGCCGCACGCUGCCCUCUCACCGCCUUCCCCCCCCGCCCCUCACCACUCCCCCUACACUCCUCCACCCGACUACUCCCCUGCAGCAGCACACCCGCCUAGCGUGCCCCCCAAGCAGCCCUCAGAGCCCCACUGCCCUGCUCACCCUGCCAGCCCCCCUGCUUCUGUGGCAGGCGCCGCUGCAGGCAUGACGUGGAGAGUGGUGGAGGAGGAGAGACGGUGUGGUGGCGGCACGGGGGGAACGGGAGGCAGGGCGCAGGGCGAGGCGGGGGAGGGCGGGGGGGAGCAGAGGGGGCGCGGGUGGGUGGAGGUGGAGGCGCAGCCCUUGAUGGUGGCGGCUGAUGCCCAGCUCGUGCACGAGGUCAUCGCCACGCUGUACGACGUCCUCCCUCGCCUGCGCACCCCCCUCCCACCACCACAGCAAUCGUCUGUGCGCCACACAGGGAGAGGCGCUGCUGGCUGCUCCUCCGCCACCCACCAUCCGCCAGGCAUGCCCCCCGACCACGCCUCACACACGGCACAGCAGCAUCAUGCUCAGCAGCAGGCAGCCCCUGGGGGAAAGGGCAGUGCCGCACCGCCCAGAGGGUCAGUGCCGGUGGCACGGCUGUGGGGCGUGAAGGUGGCGAGUGGAGGCGCGCUCAUCUCACUGCUCUCAGCCUUUGAAGCCUUUCAAGCAACGCAAGGGUGUGAAGGGCCAACCACUUCUGACACGUCCCGCGCCCACAAGCCGUGCCCAUCCUCCCCACCAGCCGCCUCCGUGUCGUCCCCCUCAGCGCUGUCCCGCCUGCCCCGCCUCUCCAUCUCCUCUCACUUCGUUGCUCACGAUGACCCGGAACCCCACCCGCCAUGGCAGGGGGACGCGCAGCAGCAGCGCGAGCAGCAGGGGGAGCAGGAGGAGAGGGAGGGUGUGGCGGGGGGAGCAGGAGUGUCGGUGGAGUUAGAGAGGUGCACGCUCACCCUCUCCCUCGUGCCGUCACUGCAUGACAUCCGCCGAUUCGCAGGCACCCACGAUGCCUCCUGCCCGGGCCGCAUCAUCCUCCCUUACACGCCACCCACCACACACUCCUCCUCACACUCCCCUUUGCACUGCCCCCCGCCGCCCUUCCUCAUCCCCACGGUCAACCUGCAGUCGGCCCACACGGCCGUGCGGCUACUCAGCACGGACCUACUCUCCAGCCCCACACUGCUCACCCGCGCCCACACCACCGCACUGCACCUCACAGCACUGGGCACUCCCUUCCCCAUGCGCCUCACCAUACACACGGACUUCGCCGCUCCCUCCCUCUGCCCCAAGGUGCUGCUGCCGCUGAUCCGCCUUGCCAGGUCGCUGCGGGAUGCGUGGGCGGCAGCGAGGGCCGUGCGGGUGGCGCAAGUGGUGCAGCCCGGUGGCGACGUGUCGGGUGCACCGACUGACGACCUGCGCAGCGGGGCGUUUGAGUGCAGCCGGGCGGGGGGGAGGGUGCAGGGCGGGGUGGCGGGGUGGGAGGAGGUGGCGGCGGGGCAGGUGGUGUGGGGCGAGGACCUGCACGCGCCACCCUCCUCGCUGGGCAUGGCCGUGGCGGUGCACGCGGGGGGGCAUGCAUGGGGCAGCCGCAGCGCAGGCAGUGGGCCGGGCGAGGCCGGAAUCGGUGGCAGGGGUCGUGAGUCAGGCGACAGGGGCAGCAAGGGGGGCGACAAGGGGGGCAGCAGUGGGAGUGGGGGCGAGGGCGGCGAGCAGCAUGGGGCGACGGUGCAUGUGAGGGCGCCGUCUCUGAGAGCACUGCAGCGCCUGCUGCUCGCAUGGAUGGGGCGAGGGGGGCAGGCAGGCACGGGGCAGGUGGAGGUGGGCGGAGGUGAGCGGGCGAUGGGGGAAGCAGGGAAGAGGACAGAAGAACAGGGUGAGGUUGAGCAGGAGGAGAUGAAGGGGAAUGGGAGGGUGCAAGAGAGUGAAGGGAAGGGGUUGGCUUUGGGGAGGAGCGAGGCGAAUGAGGGUGGUGCAGCAGAGGCAGGUGAAGGGGUGCAGACGGAAGGCCCAAGAGGUCUGCAGUCACAGGCAUCGCGGUCUUUGCCCGUCCCCACGUCCCCAUCUCCCCCCCUGUUCGGGUACAUGGUGGAGAACCGAUGCCCCGUGCCUCUCCACCUGGGCCAGCACGGCACCCAAGAGGCCAUCUCCCUGCCGCCCGGCUGCUCACUAGGCUACAGCUGGCGCCGCCCACCCUCGCUUGUGCUGGGCGCCGUGAACGGGGGUAAGGAGUCCGAGAGAGUGGAGAUGCGGGGAGUGCAGGGAGGGGCGAUGGAGGCAGCAGAAGAGACGGACGAGGUGCUGCCUCAGAGGGGCAUGGGUGCUGGCAGGGCGGGCAGUGCACCUCUGCUGGUGCGCGUCCGCCUGGCACGGGAGGGGCGCUGGUCUGCACCCCUUGCUGUUGCCCCCUGCUACCUUGGCCUGCCCUCUGGCAGUGACGCAAGAAUAGGGCUUGGGGGGGCAGCGGGUGGGAGAAGAGGGCGAGAAAUGGCACCACCAUCAGAAAAGGCGGCAGUGGACAAGGCACAAGUGGCAGCAGCGGUGGAUGGCAGUGAUGGCUGCUCACUCACAUUCCUGCUCACCGCUGAUGCCUGUCUUCCCGUCUCAGGGCCGCCCUUCCCCCCGCUGCCACACGGGCAGGAGAGUGUGUGGGUGCGCCUCAUAUUGCCCUCCUCCGUCCUCCCCCUCCCAGCUCCCUCUCCCUCCUCACUCCCCACCGCGACUCCCACCAGCGCCCCAGCGUCUCUGUAUCCCUGGGCGGGUCCCCUGUGUGUGCAGCUCUGGCCCGCUGCCUUCCUCUGCAACGCCCUGCCACUGCCCCUCCACGCACGCCUGUUGCCCCUGCAGCGCGCGCUCACUGCAAGCAGCAGCGAGGGCGGGCACCAGGAGGUGAAGGCAGGGAGUCGUCAAGAGCAGCAGCAGGGGCGGGACAGAGGGGAGGCGGAGGUGGCAGUGGGGGCAGCAGAGGAGGUGGCUCUGGGCGGCGGCAUGUGGGGAGAGUGUGCCCUGGCGCUGGCCGUGCCUCACAGCCCCCCUACCACUGGUGCACCACACACGCCAAGCAGCCAUGGCAGCAGCAUGAAUGGCAGCUGGAGUGCUGCUGCCUUGCUCCACCCGCAUGCACGUCCUUCUGCUGCGGAAGCCUCCCUGUGGAGCGCGCCCCUCUCGCUCUCCCUUGCUGCCUCCGACCAGAAAUCGGUCACUGUCGCUGCCAGCUGUCGGGGUGACAUCCCUGAUUGGUCUGCAGGGGGGGAGGAGGAAGUGGCGAGCAGCGCUGAUGUGGCGCGUUGUGAUUCGCCGAUCCCAGCUGUGGGGCAGCGGCGUGCUGUGUUUCUUCCACAGGCGAAUAGCGAGCGUCUCCUCUGUGUGCUUGCGGCAUCACACUAUCGCCCCUCUCACCACCCAUGUGCUCACGCUGCCGCUGCCACUGCUCUACCAGCCCAUGCGCCUCUGCCACCACCUCUACCCACGCUGCUGCUCUCACUGCACGCGCGCCUGCUCCUCCCCGACCCCUCUGGCACCUGCCAUGCUGCCCUACUCACUGCGUCCCUCCUGCCCUCCGCCGGCCAAUCAGAGGGCGCCACGUGGCAGCCGCACCUGGUGGUGCUGGUGGAUGAGCAGCCGCAGUGGCGCAUUGAGAACGGGACGGGUGGGUGUGUGGACGUCAGAGGGGUGGCGGAUGAGGCGGAGGCUUUUGUAGCGCGACGCAAGUGGCAUGGCCGCUCACAGCACCACCACAAGCACAGGCAUGCGCAUGCACCAAGACCCGGUGCAUUGAAUCUGGACGAGGAGACGGACGAUGCCCUCAUGGCCCACAUUCAGCGCGUGUCAGCCGAUGGGCGCGUGGCACAGGGGAGUACAGGCGGGCGAGCAGCAGGGGGGGCCAUCUGCGUGCGUCUGUUCUGUGACGCCAAAGCCAUUUGCCUCGUGUCCCUCUCCUCCCUGCACGCCUCGCUCUCCCUCCUCCCUCCGCGCUCCCUCUCCCUGCUCUGUAUUGGGGCUCACAGCGCAGCAGCCAGUCACAGCAUGCCACGUGGCAUGCACAUACAUCCCUCACCACCAGCGCCAGCAGCAGUGGGGGUGGUGUAUGCGGUGCAGUGCGCAGCUGGUGGGAAGGGUGAGGCGGGAGGUAGAGGAGACAACGAGAGAGGAGGGGGCAGACCAGUGCGGGGCGAAGGAGAGAAGCAGAUGGCAGCAGCAGGGCAUGGAAAGGAGAGGGGGAAGGAGGAGCCGCCGGCUAUACAGGUAGAAAUCGUGUUGUCACAGCACCCAUCGCAGCAGUUGACAGGAGAUGAGGGCGUGGAGGGCAGCUAUGGAGUGGAGCGGGUGAGCUAUGUGACAGGUGUGGAGGCGGUGCGUGCCAGCGUGGGGCACGUGGAUGCAUGCGCUGAUGACUGCCUGCUCUCCGCCCUCACCCACUACAUGCCCAUCGCCCUUGCCUUCAUACAGAGCAGCAGCCAAUCAGAUGAUGCCACGUGGCAGAUCCACAUGCAAGGAACAGACACGGCCCUCAUGCGCACCAUGCUGGCGCACUACAUAACGGAGGGGCUGCUGUGUGUGCCGCGCGUCAUCGCGUCGCACCACCUGCUGCUCAACCCGCUGGGUCUGCUCCACAGCGUGCGCGCCGCGUGCCGCGACCUGCUAGUGCUGCCGGUGCAGGGCUCGCUGCACGCGGGGCCGCAUGGGCUGCUGCUGGGCGUGGGGCGCGGGGGACUGGCAGCAUGGCGCCACGUGUCGCAGUGGACCGUGGCGUCGCUCUCUGGCUUCUCCUCCAGCGUUGGCAGGCUUGAGCACCUGACAGAAAGCAGUUAUCAAGGCACAGGCAGGUGGGGCCACAGUGAGAGUGGGGGCAGGGAGGAGGAGGAGAGGCGGCAGCACGGGCAGGCUGCAGCGAAGGAUACGACGGAGUCCAUGGGGGCUGGUUCUGUUGGCCGUGCGACAGGCGCACAUGGCGCAGAGGCGGAGGGGGCAGCAGUGCCACUUGCUGCGCAGGGCAGGGAAGACCAUGGUGGCAUGCCUGGCACCUGCACUGGGGAGGCGGGCAGCACGGGGGGCAGCAGGGAUGGCAGCGCUGCUGGCGGGGAGGGGCGAUGCAGGGAGGGCGAGGCGCGGCAGGCGUCGUUGCUGUGGCAGGUGCAGCAGAGGGGCGUGCGCUGUGCUGCCAGCCGCUUCAUGCCUCCCCUGUGGCCACCGCGCCCCCAAGCAUUGUGA